AUGACCACAGUUCCUACUGUACAAAAGAGGCCAGAAAUUAAGUACGUCAUUUUAGAGCCAAAUUUUCGCAACGGCCAGAAGUGGGCUCACCGCCGAAAGACGCUCCAGUCGGCCUUCCACGUGAACAUUCUGGAGAGCUUUCACCCGGUCAUCGUCGAGCAGACGGCUCAGCUGGUGGACAUCAUCAGGCGAGAUCAUCAUGAGGGUACCUUCGUGGACGUCCUCCCGCUGAUGAUCAACGUCGCCCUGGACAUUGUCUGCGAGACCUCUAUGGGCGUCAGGCUGAACGUCCAGCGGAAUCCGGCGCUGGAGUACGCCUGUGCGGUGAGGCGUGUCAGUCGGAAUGUGGUGAAGCGGAUGGUACGGCCGCACCACUGGAACCGCCUCAUCUACGAACACUUCAGCGUCAGCGGCCGCCAGAAUCGGCGAGACCUGCAGACGGUCCAUUCCUUCACCAAGGAGGUCAUCUCGAGGAAGAGGGCGGAAAUGGCAGCAGCUAAUGAGGAAAAAAAGGAGGAAGUUGAGCUGCAAACAAAAGCGGGCGCCAAAAAGCGCUACGCCUUCCUCGACCUUCUUCUUCACCUGAAGGACACUACUUCCGGUCAAAAUGGCUGGUCUGACGAGGCACUUCAGGAGGAGGUGGAGACGCUGAUGGUGGCCGGCCACGAGUCGACGGCGAUGACCCUCACCUGGACACUGCUCCUGCUGGGGAAUCACCCCCAGGUGCAGCGCACCGUUCAGGAGGAGGUGGACCAGCUCUUUGAGUCGGACAACCUUUCAAAGGCUGAAGAUACUGAAUCCCUGGCCCACUACCUCGGCAAGGCGGUCAAAGGCCUGGAGUACCUGAAUGCGGUCAUCAAGGAGUCGCUGCGCCUCUUUCCGCCGGCGCCCAUCAUCGGCCGGACGGCGAAGACGGACAUCAAAGUGCCCGGUGAUCAUCAAAUCAUUCCCGCCGGCUCCUCGGUCCUUCUCUUCCUCUACAACAUCCACCGAGAUGAGGCGGUCUUCGAGCAGGCGGAACGCUUCAAGCCGGAGCGGUUCAUCGAGAAGUCCACCUCUUUCCUGAGCCACCCCUUCGCCUUUGUCCCCUUCUCCGCCGGACCUCGAAGUUGUAUCGGCGCAAAGCUGGCGAUGACCGAGGUGGCGAUGAUGUUGGCGCUGCUGAUGAGGAGUUUCACCGUGACGGCGGAGAAGAGGUUCGAGGAGGUGGGCGUCAUUCCGGAGAUUACGCUGCGACCGGAGGGGCCGGUGGCCAUUCG
Molecule: messenger RNA, 1259 nt
Organism: Rhagoletis zephyria (snowberry fruit fly)
Lineage: Eukaryota; Metazoa; Arthropoda; Insecta; Diptera; Tephritidae
Source: RefSeq, a predicted model, not a curated record